Molecule: messenger RNA, 2662 nt
Organism: Amborella trichopoda
Lineage: Eukaryota; Viridiplantae; Streptophyta; Magnoliopsida; Amborellales; Amborellaceae
Gene: FAB1
Product: fatty acid biosynthesis 1
Biological process (GO): fatty acid biosynthetic process
Cellular component (GO): mitochondrion
Molecular function (GO): 3-oxoacyl-[acyl-carrier-protein] synthase activity
Source: RefSeq, a predicted model, not a curated record
AGGAAAUUAAGGCUGAUAUUUGUGAAUUCCAGUGCAAAUCCUACUUCCAUUUGUAUUUGUAUUAAAGAGAGGAGAGGAGAACAUCGCAGCAUAGCACUUGUCGUUUGACGGCUUCUUUUCACAGGCUUCAGAUUCGCGGAAACUCAGUGGUCUCCAUUGCUCACCAUCGUAGAGAGAGAAAACAAAGAGUUAGAGAGAGAAACAAAGAGUUUUCAGUCCCUCUCUCUCUUGAUUUGGAUGAACAGACGCUGUAUCUCCAUCCUUCCAAAAAACCCAUCUCUCUCUCUCUAUCGAUUUGGAUGAAAAGACCGCUGUGUAUCUUCCACUGAAGAAAACCCAACUGUUUAACUCUAUCAAGAAACUGAACACACACACUCUCUCUCGCUCUAGAAGUACAGAGUACAGCUGCAUAUCAUAUUUGGAAAAAACCCAUUUGUUCUCGAGUUGAGAGGGUGGCUUUUACUUAGUCUCUCUAUCUUGUUCUCUCUCUAGAUUUAGAUGAGAAGUUUGCUGUAUUUCCAUUUUAGCGAAAAACCCAUCUGUUGUUUCAUGGUGGGUUCGGCUUCUUGCUAGUUUCUUGGAGCUUAUUGGGACGGAGAAAGGACGGGAGAGAAGGGAAAUAGAAGAGUGGGUUCUUGCGGGUUUCUCUGUAAUGGCAGUUGCUUCUCCUCUGUGUACAUGGCUUGUAGCGGCAUGCAUGUCAAGAACGGUAAUGGCGGUUUCGGGGGACCAGCCCCAACAACCUGGUUUGAGGUCGGGUCGAUGGGCGAGGAAGAGAAUGGCUCGUGCUAAGGCCAUGUGUGAGAGCCUUAGCGUGAUGCCUGGUUAUGGCUCGAGCUUGGUAUCUUUCUGUGGAUCCAGCCUUCAAGGAUUGAGUUCUUGCCUUGCAUUUGAGCCAUGCCAGGAAUAUUACAGUUGUAAGGACCCUCCACUGUUUGGGGAGAAUUGUUUCUCUCUCUUUGGUUCGAAAGGAUUGAAGGUCGGGCGAAGGCAGCGCAGGGUGAAUCACGCCUCUGGGAAAGCCAUGGCUGUUGCUGUUCAACCUGCCAAAGAUGUUGGAUUAAAGAAGAAAACUCUCAAAAAGCAAAGAAGGGUUGUUGUCACAGGGAUGGGUGUGGUCACUUCUCUAGGCCAUGAAUUGGAUCCCUUCUAUAACAAUCUACUUGAGGGUGUCAGUGGGGUUACUGAGAUUGAAACAUUCGACUGCACUGAUUUUCCUACUAGAAUUGCUGGAGAAAUCAAGUCUUUCUCAACAGAUGGAUGGGUUGCACCAAAAUUCUCUAAGCGAAUGGACAAGUUCAUGCUUUACUUGCUUACUGCUGGGAAAAAGGCCUUGGCUGAUGGUGGAAUGAGUGAUGAGGUCCAGAGGGAGUUAGAUAAAGCAAAGUGUGGUGUGUUGAUUGGCUCUGCGAUGGGUGGGAUGAAGGUUUUCAAUGAUGCCAUAGAGGCUCUUAGGGUUUCAUACAAAAAGAUGAAUCCCUUCUGUGUACCAUUUGCAACUACUAAUAUGGGGUCUGCAAUGCUUGCAAUUAAUCUGGGAUGGAUGGGUCCAAAUUACUCAAUUUCAACAGCUUGUGCAACAAGUAACUUCUGUAUAUUAAAUGCUGCCAAUCAUAUUAUCAGGGGUGAAGCUGAUGUUAUGCUUUCUGGUGGCUCUGAUGCAGCAAUUAUACCUAUUGGGUUGGGAGGUUUUGUAGCAUGCAGAGCUCUUUCACAGAGAAACAAUGAUCCCACCAAAGCGUCGCGACCAUGGGAUACUAAUCGGGAUGGAUUUGUUAUGGGAGAAGGUGCCGGUGUGCUGCUACUGGAAGAGUUGGAGCAUGCCAAGCAAAGAGGAGCAAAGAUCUAUGCGGAAUUUCUAGGUGGAAGCAUCACUUGUGACGCUUACCACAUGACAGAGCCUCACCCUGAAGGUACAGGCAUUGUUCUUUGCAUAGAGAAGGCUCUUUCUCAAUCUGGGGUUGCCAGGGAAGAUGUUAACUAUGUAAAUGCUCAUGCUACUUCUACACAGUCUGGUGACUUGAAAGAAUACAAAGCUCUUCUACACUGUUUCGGUCAGAAUCCUGAGCUAAGAGUUAACUCUACAAAAUCAAUGAUUGGUCAUUUAUUGGGAGCAGCCGGUGCUGUUGAAGCCGUGGCCGUCAUUCAGGCUAUUCGAACAGGGUGGAUUCAUCCAAAUGUCAAUCUUGAAGAGCCUGACAAAGAUGUGGAUUUGAGAGUGCUUGUGGGGCCUACCAAGGAGCGACUGGACAUCAAGGUUGCGCUCUCGAACUCAUUCGGCUUUGGGGGCCACAACUCCUCUAUCCUCUUUGUCCCUUACAAGUAACUUUGCUUUAUGCACCACCUAUAAGUCCCAGAUUUGUGAAAGUACAUGUAAGAGAAGAAAGCCUUGUGGUCAAUGGCCCUCAGCUGUAGUUGGAUCCUGCCAUUCACACAUUUUUCUUUGCUUAGCAGAAAGAAAGAAAAAAUAUAGUUGUAUUAGUGGGUUAAUGGAAAAAAAAUAUUCAAAAUAUUUCAUGAGUUCUCCCUUGUUUAUGCCUUGUUUGCUGCUGAGAAAAUAUUGAGAUACAUGCUACACCAUGCAGAUGAGCCUUUGUCCCGAGAUGGGAUCCAACCGCCCUUGGUAGAGGCAAUAGAAACACCUUGCCAAUGUCGAAAUUCC